Molecule: messenger RNA, 1951 nt
Organism: Anopheles stephensi (Asian malaria mosquito)
Lineage: Eukaryota; Metazoa; Arthropoda; Insecta; Diptera; Culicidae
Product: protein CNPPD1
Exons: 4
Coding region: 182-1480 (432 amino acids)
Biological process (GO): regulation of cyclin-dependent protein serine/threonine kinase activity
Cellular component (GO): cyclin-dependent protein kinase holoenzyme complex; nucleus
Molecular function (GO): protein kinase binding; cyclin-dependent protein serine/threonine kinase regulator activity
Source: RefSeq, a predicted model, not a curated record
GGUGUGAUCCAACCUCGCGUUUGCGCAUUCAUUGUGACAGAAGAUCGGUGGUGGCAGCGUGUUUUUCUCUGGCGAUUGUUGAACGUGAAAUAUAUUGUGCUUUUUGUAGUGAAACUGCAGUACCUGGUGCAUAAGUUACCUCCUAUCCAAUGGUGUUGUUUGCACAGUGAAACAGUGCACGAUGAUUCAAUACGAACAGCCCAACAUCACCGACACAGAGGCGAAAGAUCAUGAAGAGUUUCUCGAUCGCAUCAAGAAAACGCUCUACUACGGUUCGUCCAAGGUGCGAUGUACCAAAAUCAGCCGACCGCUGGCGGACUACGCCGCAGAUGUGUUUUCCGAAACGCAUCGCGGCCAUUCCCUCAGUCGCUUGAACUUUGCGACUGUGGGCAAUCUAUCCGUGACGCCAUGCUCACUCAUUCUGGCUAUGAUCUAUCUCGAUCGACUGAACGCCACCGACCCGACCUUUGUUCGCCGCAUUACACCGUCGGAAUUAUUUAUAGUAUCAAUGAUGGUCUCCACAAAAUUCUACUGCGGCUACGAUGAGGACGUCUAUCUAAGUGCCUGGGCUGAGUAUGGAAAUAUGACUCCGGAUCAAAUGAAAGCUUUGGAGCUGGAAUUCCUGGACGCAAUGAAUUGGAAUGCGUACGUGUCUAAGCGCGAUUUCUUUGAAAAAUUGAAAUCGGUUGAAAAGGUUCUUGCCAAACGGCAAGGCCUUACCCGCGGCUGGUUGACGUAUACCGAGCUUAUCAACUUUCUACCUUCAUUUGCAAUGGCCAAACAGCUAAUACAUUACAGCACAGUGCUCGCGGUAAGCUACACGGCCAGCGUAAUGACCAUUGCCGGAGCCUUUCUGCUAGCUAGUAAUCUACAUCUCCCGGGCAACUUGCUGUAUCGAGGAUCGACCAAUCUCGAAGCCAGCGGUAACGUUUCUAGCCGCUGUAACCUUACCCAAAAAACCCCACUAGACAGCCUGCUCGAUAGUUCUGCUGACGACACAAACACUAUGGAAGACUGCAUCACCGAUGGUGGCACCCUUGCCGCCGCAUCACAGCUAAAUGCAACCCUCAAAGACUGCGAAACUGCUUUUGCUUUCGGACAGCAACGGCAGCCGAUCGAUCGAAAUUUGCACAGUACAAACCAACCACCGGAAGCGUCAGUUUUCUCGCCCUUCCGUUACCGCAACAUACGCUUCAUUUUCGACCCGGCCGGUGGUAGUAACGUUGUUCAGCAGAUAGAUUUUAUUCAUUCCGAGCACGAGAUUAAUGAGUCGGAGCGAGACGCGACCGUCGAAUCCAAUGACACACUGAUGGACCUGAACAGUGCCGGAGCCCACAACUGUUCGUACGAUUGCUUCAUUCCACUGAUCGGCAACAGCAAAUGGUGUGUGGAAGGUGAGGAGCACGAGCAUAACGACGGGAUAUUUAAGCAUUACAAGAAGACGUACGAUAUUUUCAGUUCUUUAUUGAAAUUUUUGUAACGAGCCUCACACUUACCCACAGUAGCUAGACUAACACAAAGCCAAUGGUUUAGCGGUGUUGCUCAGCAACUUUCAAUUUUUGGUUUGCGUACGCUCACAACGGAGAUACGUUGUCUAGCGAAAAUAGCAACAUGUUGCUGCACUACGCCAUUAGACCAUAGGCUAACCCACAUACUUAACUGAUAUUGUUUCGUUAAAAGAAACUUAAAAUCAGUCAAUGGGAAAAUGCUGUACGAGCUGGCGCCAAUUCAACCAUCGGAAACAAAAUUAAUCGAAAAAUCUUUUGUACCUUUUCAUUCGAUUCAUUCCCGACUUAUACAAUACAAUUAACAUUAUUUCAAGCGAAUCUAAUAAUUAUAUACACUAAUAAUUAUUUCUUUUUUACAUUGAAUUCGCAUAAACGAAUCAGUUCUUUACUGCUUUUUAAUUUAAUCUGUUGAAAGCUUUUUGCAAUAAACUUGAUUAUUCAAA